Molecule: messenger RNA, 1638 nt
Organism: Drosophila santomea
Lineage: Eukaryota; Metazoa; Arthropoda; Insecta; Diptera; Drosophilidae
Gene: Ssu72
Product: RNA polymerase II subunit A C-terminal domain phosphatase SSU72
Exons: 3
Coding region: 82-669 (195 amino acids)
Biological process (GO): termination of RNA polymerase II transcription
Cellular component (GO): mRNA cleavage and polyadenylation specificity factor complex; nucleus
Molecular function (GO): RNA polymerase II CTD heptapeptide repeat phosphatase activity
Source: RefSeq, a predicted model, not a curated record
AGUCUCGACAUCCCAUCUCCAGAUUGGUGAACAUAUUUUUCGCCGACUGCGAUUGCAAAGCACUGCCAAAGAUAAAGAGACAUGACUGAUCCUAGCAAGCUCUCCGUCGCCGUGGUCUGCUCCUCGAACAUGAACCGCUCAAUGGAGGCGCACAACUUCCUGGCCAAGAAAGGUUUCAACGUGCGCUCCUAUGGCACCGGCGAGCGCGUCAAGCUGCCGGGCAUGGCGUUCGACAAGCCGAAUGUUUACGAGUUCGGCACCAGCUACGAGGACAUCUACCGCGACCUGGAGGCCAAGGACAAGGAGUUCUACACACAGAACGGCCUGCUGCACAUGCUCGACCGCAAUCGGCGCAUCAAGAAGUGCCCGGAACGCUUCCAGGAGACCAAAGAGCAGUUCGACAUCAUCGUCACCGUGGAGGAGCGCGUCUACGACCUGGUGGUGCUGCACAUGGAGUCCAUGGAGUCGGUGGACAACCGCCCCGUGCACGUUCUCAACGUGGAUGUGGUGGACAACGCAGAGGAUGCGUUAAUGGGCGCCUUUCUCAUCACAGACAUGAUCAACCUGAUGGCCAAGUCCACGGACCUGGACAAUGACAUCGACGAAAUGAUCCAGGAGUUUGAGGAGCGCCGCAACCGUGUCAUUCUGCACUCGGUGCUCUUCUACUGACGACCGAUGUCUGCCAACAGCUCGUGUCCAGCUCCAGCACCAACACCAACACUAGAAUCCCGUAGCCUCCCUGCGCUCCAGCCGAGUCACUCAAUCUCGUCCCCUAGGGGCUGGAAUCGCACAGCAUAGGACGUCGGGCAUAGGACGUAGGGCGCACGGAUCCCGGGUUUUGGAUUGGGAGCCUAGAAUAUAAGAACAUUGUAAAUAGAGAGGGGCCAUCGCUGCAGCGAAAGCACAUCCAACAACCUGCACACCCACACACGCACCUCCCACCCCCACACACACACACACAUGCAUGCGUGCACAUCCGCACUGGCAUCCACAUUCAAGCACCUGAUUCGAAAUCCACACCACACCUGCAAGCAACUGGCUCAUAAAUUUGAAAUUAACACACAACCAAUGGCGACCAUUACAACACGACGGCCCCAAAUCCCUUCGUAUGUAGUAUGUGUACGUGUCCGUAUUCCUUGUAGUUCUGGCCGUUGAGCCGCCUCGUUCUUAUCACAGUCUUAUCACAGGCUCUCGCUUCUCCCAGCUGGCAACGGCGGCCGACCCUCUGACUCCCACCCGCUCUCCCGCUCUCUUCGCCCAACUCUGAGUCCGAUUCGGACUCGGAUUCGAUUCGAUUCAUAUAAACUGAAAACUCGCAUCGUGCUUGUGUGAAUGAGCAUGCACGCCAGAGAGCCACUCACUCAGGGGCAGAUCGGGUUGGGCCCUCGCGGGUAAGGGUAUCGUUUUUAAUCUUGCAUAGUUUUACCAAUUAUUCAGACAGGGCUGACCCGACCGCCAGCCAUUCCCGUAGCCCAGUUGGGCAAAGGCCUGGGCUGGGCGUUCUAAACAAUAGCCAAAGGCCCGCAGCGGGCGCUAACUUACAAUACUAAAUAAACACUAAGGGAGUUGACUACUUGGAUUGUGUUCACUAAGCAUUGGAAUAAAAUCUAACGCCAAUUGGGGCGGGUUUCUUGUUGA